GCGAAUAGCGUUUACGGUUAGGUUUUAAUUUAAUGGUUUGUGCAAAAACAGACCAUUUUUAAUUUCUUUCACUUGUUUUUGUUACAUUGUUGAAAAAAAAGACUAGCCAUGUCACAAAAGUUUAGAUAUAAAAAUUAUUUAUUAUGGUUCGCUCAGGAACACGUGGAUUUCAGAGUCGCUGAAAUGGACUCUAUAUUUGGCAUGUUCAAUAUAAAAUGUAAUUCAAUAGUAAAAAAUAAAAUUCACCCAUUUUGGGUUGUUCAACUAGAUUCAGAAGAUGAUGCGCGAAAAAUUGCAAGCCGAUCUAUUUUAUUGAGAUACAUUAUAGAAUUAUGGGCAUUUUCAACUGACUUGUCUUGUCUGAACUUACAAUUGCAGACGCAAGAAGUGGAAUUAGUAUCGACUCAUAUGUCAUCUACUUUUAAAAUUAUUGUUGAGACAUUUGGCAAACAUUUUACACAAAAAGAGAAAAUAGAUAAAAUAGAGAAUUUUAAAUAUCUACCUUAUAAAGGGACAGUAAGCUUAAAAGAUCCUGACAAAAUUUUGUAUUAUAUAGAGUAUUAUGGUCUUGAUGCCAACAAUGUACCAGAAAAGCCUGAAAAUGUGUUUUUUGGUAGAUGGAUUACUGACGGACAAAGAAAUUUGAUGAAGGAACUUUCUUUGAAGCAAAGAAAAUUCAUUGGCAAUACAUCAAUGGAUCCACAGUUGUCUGUAAUUAUGGUUAAUCAAACAAAAGCUAAAGAAGGUGACAUUAUAUUAGAUCCAUUUGUAGGUACUGGAUCUGUCUUGAUCAGUGCAGCUAAAUUUGGUGCAUAUACACUUGGUGCUGAUAUUGAUUACCAAACGUUGCAUGCUCGAACAAGACCAAGUAGAAUUACUCAAAAAGUUCGAGAAAAAGAUGAAAGCGUAGCUGCCAAUAUGAAACAAUAUGGAAUUCAAGAUCGUUACUUAGAUGUAAUAGUUUCAGAUUUUACAAAAUCUGCGUGGAGACCUUGUUUUCAAAUAGAUGCAAUAGUCACAGAUCCUCCUUAUGGGAUCCGUGAAUCUGUAGAAAAAAUUGGAACCACCAAAGAUAGUGUUUCCAUUAGCGAAGAACAAGCAGACAGUCACAUACCAUCUAAAGUUGACUAUGCAUUACCACAUCUGUUUAAAGACUUAUUGAAUUUUGCUGCUGAACAUUUAAAAAUGGAUGGAAGAGUUGUGUUUUGGUUCCCUAUUUUCAGAAAAACGUUUACUUCUGAGCAAUUACCUGUUCACCCGUGCCUUGAACUAGUAGCUAAUUCAGAACAAGUCCUCAGUAGUCAUAGUAGUAGGUUGUUAUUAACUUAUGAAAAAACCAAAGAAGUCGAGUCCGACGAUCCGCCUUGCGUGAUUGGCGAGGACAAUUUUCGUGAUCUGUUUUUCAACGAGCGCGAAGAAAAGCGCAAAGUGCGACGAGCUCGCAAGUGCGAGGAAAGAGCGAGAAUGAAGAGGGAAUGGGAGAAGAGGGUGAUGGCGAGUGUCAGCAGCGAGGACAGUGCUUCAUGA
This is a messenger RNA of Trichogramma pretiosum, 1527 nucleotides long. RefSeq names its product tRNA (guanine(10)-N2)-methyltransferase homolog. NCBI's taxonomy places the organism in Eukaryota, Metazoa, Arthropoda, Insecta, Hymenoptera, Trichogrammatidae. The record is from RefSeq and is a predicted model, not a curated record. Gene Ontology annotation, molecular function: nucleic acid binding. The transcript has 8 exons. Gene Ontology annotation, cellular component: cytoplasm. The coding region runs from base 109 to 1527 and encodes 472 amino acids. Gene Ontology annotation, biological process: methylation.